Messenger RNA from Owenia fusiformis, 4184 nucleotides. Lineage: Eukaryota; Metazoa; Annelida; Polychaeta; Sabellida; Oweniidae. The record is from the annotation of a GenBank genome assembly.
AGGGAAUCGUGAAAAGUCGAUGUCAAAUUUUGGGGAAUAAUCUCCUAUUUUCUAGUGGAUAAACAAAAUAUUUGAGAGAUUUAUCGACACGGAUAUAUGUAGCAGAUAUUUAAAUUCGUGUAUGCCCAAUAUGGGGGCACAGAUAUGGAUAUACGGUCUGAUAUUGGCCAUUUUGUGUUCGUCGGGUUAUUCUACUCGGAUGCAAGUACAGAUGGACCCCUUCAAUGCUGCAUAUUUCUUAUGGACCCCAAAGACAACAAAAACUGGCCACGCUAAAACCCAACUAGACGAAACCUUUGUUGUUAUGAACCCCCAGGAUUCCAACAAAAUCAGCGUGAAUUAUGGGCCAUUUUCUGACACGAAAACAAUCACCCCAAAUCUUGUCGCAAAUAAUUAUAGCAAUGUUUUACAUAAUGUAAAAUUAGAAGGAAUCGAUAUAAGUGCUCAUUUACUGCAAGAAACCAUCACAAGGGAUUCGUCAGAAAUUCAAGUUUUAUUCCACGCAGGACAAAUCCAGGAUAACAACAGUGAGAAGUCCUCUAAAGGGAGCUAUAGCAAGAAACGCCCGAUGUAUUAUCAGGAAAUCGAGCAAAAAUGGUGCUUACAUAUGUAUGUGUUACUUGACACUCAGGAGCUCGCGUCGUCAUGUAUUCUAAGCAGCUUCACCGGGACGUGCAUGGGAAGUGUAACCCUACCCAGUGAAUGGUGGCAGGGCUUGUCUAUACACCCAAAAGCAGAUAUUUACUAUUCUGCAUACAGUAUCAAAGAAAAUCUAGAAUGUUCUACGGCGACUAACUCAAUCGUGCCAGAUAAAACAAAUGACCGCGAGGUUACCCGUUACUUCGUUAGCUCGGUUCCGAUGGUUACAGGAGCACCGAUUUUUGACGAACGGAAGGAGGAUCAGCAUAUUUUGGUGUAUAUUCCACGACAGGUUUUCCACCCUGGGACCAGAUUUAAAGUUCCUGUUAAGCUCCAAGCAGAAUCUGAUCUUCAACUAUUCGUUGUUAGGGCCAAGGCACGUAAUGGAUUGAAGAUUGUUGGUGUAGAAACCUCGCAACCAGACAAAUGGAAAGUACGACUGCAGGAUAUGACAAGACAGCAGAAGAAUGCAAUGGUCACUGCAUAUGUGAAGGAUGAGAUGACUUAUAUAAAGCGAGACAGGAUCCAGGACGUGUUUGAGUGGACAUUUGAGGUUGAUGAUGAUGUCACAAGUAACGAGCACGGGAGGAUUACUUUCACCAUCGAGUACGAGAUGAGUCAGAAUAUGAAAGAACAUUACGGCACUGCAGCUACCCGAUUGGUCGCCAAGAUCCUCAUUCAACAUGACGAUACUUAUACGAUACUCCCUGUUGUUAAGAAAAAUGAGUUCCUUAACACUGCAGUUUUGACAGGGAGGGUAGUGGCAUACCCAAUGAAGGUCUACUCUAUCAGUCAGACUGGAAUUAUCACAGAUAUCACUACGGCAACCAUGUGCCACUCCCAGGAUGAGCAUGUGUUGAAGGUUGACCAAUCGUGUCGUCAUAUCUUCCUAGAUGGAACAGAGACAAUGGGUGCUAGUAACGUCAGUGUAAUCGCUAAAUAUCAUGGACACACCCACUUUUUACGAUUCAAGGUUUGGAUGCCAGAGUUUCCCCUGCAGAUUGAGAUCUCAGAUAGCAAGCUGAGUCAGGUCAAAGGUUGGAAGUCCCCAAACCAGCCUAGAAACCGACAAAAGCGUGGGGUUGACUUUGGCUUACUGACAUAUCCCUUAUUAGGGGAACAACCCACAUUUGAGAAACCCCAAUUUUCCUGUCACCUGAGAUUCCAGCAAACCACCCCUGAGGUUUAUGCCAGAUUUUACCUCCCAGAUGCAAUUUCUCCUGAUCGAAAAUCAUAUUUCUUCAACAAAAAGGCAUAUUUCCGUGUAACUGAUAUGGUGCGGGAAAGGAUGAGAGUCGCAGAUACGCAUAUAGCUGCUUUAAAGGAUAAGAUCAUUAUGGGAAAGAAACCAGGACGAACAGAAAUACAGGUGCUUUCAAGGGAUGGCAGAGUCAUCGGAGCGAGAGAGCUACGUGUUGGAAAUGAUAAAGUUAUGAUUGAUCGUCUGGAAAUAAAUAUGGUGACUGGCAUCUCAUUGGCUGUUGAGGAGUCACAUGAUCUCCCUGGUGCAGUAGUAGCGAAGGUCCAUCGUGAACACACACUAUCUCAUAAAAAUCAGGAGGCUUUUCUAGAGGUGUCCAUUUUAUUCACUGAUGGUACUCUACUCUCCUUAAGUCAGGUCGACUCGCUGGAUUACUUUGUUGACCAGCUAAGCCUUAAUCACCACGUCAUUACGUUUGGUCCCAUGUUCUCCAGCGACAUGCCGAGGAUUAUCGCACUUGGUCAGGGCAAGGGAGAAUUAAUUAAAAUCACCUUGGAGUUGGGCGACACAUGCCAUAAAAAGAAAUCGAAGUCAUUAGCGACAAGCUAUGUACACAUUGAUGUUGAUUUUUCCGAGACAUCAGAAAGGGGCGCAGUGCAAAAUAUAGACAAUCGACCAAGUGAUCGGUACGAAGUAAGGCACAAACCUGAGAAGGAAGAGGAUCCUAUUAAGGAAGUGAAGCCCUCAAGCCCCGAUAAAUCCAAGCCUAAAGGGAAGGGGGUCAAGGAGGGGUCCCAGGAUAUUUCCCUUAAAGAAUUGGACCUGGGGGGUCUGCCUAAAAGCCCCAUUGAGGACCCUGGGGUUGCUCAUCAACAGGUCCUCCAGAGCCCAGUUUCCCCCACCCCCCUAGAGAUAGGCAUGUAUGUACUAUUAGCCAUAUUCUGCGUCGCUAUCUUAGUAUUCCUAGCAAACUGUAUGAUUUUUGUUGUGCGAUAUCGUCGCAAGCGUAUGCCACGGGAAGCGUCGGAGUCGGUUUCCCAGGCGCCUGAUUGGGUCUGGAUUGGAAGCCAGACUCUCGAGCGCAAUGCUAUUAAUACCCAUCCCGUACAAACUCUCGUCCCAGAGGAGGACUUCAAUGGGAACAAUAUGGGUAAUGGAAAUGGGGGUCAAUUAAGGGGUAGACCUGUAUCUGGCUGCAGCAGUGCGCCAAGCAAUAGGAAUAGUCAAAUCUCAACCUAUAAAGGGUCGGAGUGUAGUAUACGCAUCACAGCAAAUCCCUUAGGGGACGGACACUCUACACAAUCAAGUGACAAAUCUAGUGGUAGUGGAGAUGCGUCCAUGGCAACAGCCUCUCCAACUCCUUCUCAAAAUAGCAGACGCAGCCUGCGUAUAACCCAUAAUCCUUUGCCAGAGGAAAAUGGCAACUUAACUGACUCUGAGUUUGAGUGGGAUUAUGAGAGGAUGGGGCUAAACUAUAAUCAGCUAAUGGACUAUUUUGACAAUCUGAAAGAAUCAACAGCGUAACAAUGAAGCACAUGACACAUUCAAGAUUUCAAAAUUAUUAUUGAAAGAUCUGCCUCAUUUCACGACAGUAUGUAAAGGAACUCAAGUUCAUUUGUCUGAUUAAUUGCUUGGUGUACUGUCAAUUGUCAAUCUUGAACUUUUACUGCAAGAAAGACGCCUCGUUGUUGUCUUGUAUGUUGUCAGAGAUAUGCAUUUAUUCUAUUGGCUCGUACAGAGUUUAGUCAUGAUACCAUAGCUGUAUCAAACCACAGAAUACGCACUCACAUCCCAUGACAAGAACCAGACAUAUUAAUUUACAAUGAUUGAUUUAUUUAAAUAUAGCAGGGUUUUCUUGUCAUGAGAGUUAAAUAUCAUUAUCUAGAUCAAUUGCCAAUAUUAGUUACUGCCAUAAUUUUUUUUUUAUUUAAUAAUAUUUGAAAGCAUGACAAAUUAUUUCUCAGUUUUUAUAUUGCAAUAUAAUAACAAUGUUUUGUGUAUUCCAAAAUAUGACCAAACAUGUACCUUACAUGUAACCUACGCAAUAUGUGUAUGAUACUAAAAUAAGAGACUCUAGGAAAAGACUUUAUCAGUAAAUUUUUUUAAUUGUAUUACUUCUAUUUUAAGCCUUGGAUGAAUGAUUUAAAUCAAAGCCUAACAUUAAUCAUCUUACUUUUUUCUAUAUUAUCUUGUUAAAUUUUGAGAACAAAAUUAUAUUUGAUGUUGCCAUAAAUGCUUAAAUGUUUGUUUACAGAACUACAGCAUAAAUAAGUUGAUUGUUUUGUUUUUUUGAAUAAUAUGUGUCAUUGUGAAACAUAAUGUUAAUAUUUAUCAACAAAAAAAA